Molecule: messenger RNA, 5258 nt
Organism: Phycodurus eques (leafy seadragon)
Lineage: Eukaryota; Metazoa; Chordata; Actinopteri; Syngnathiformes; Syngnathidae
Gene: slc2a1b
Product: solute carrier family 2 member 1b
Exons: 10
Coding region: 429-1898 (489 amino acids)
Biological process (GO): response to insulin; monosaccharide transmembrane transport
Cellular component (GO): basolateral plasma membrane; apical plasma membrane
Molecular function (GO): hexose transmembrane transporter activity
Source: RefSeq, a predicted model, not a curated record
GACAUAUAUGAACCGCAACCGGCUCCGAAGUAGAACGAGUCGCUUUCUCGGGGCUCCGCGAAAAGAGAACGAAGCAGGAGAACUACCAAAACAAGUCAGCGUGAAUGCACUUUUUUUUUUUUUUUUUUUUUUUAAAUUCCAACCAGGAAGUUACGCGACAAAAAACAAACAAACAAAAAAAAGGGAGCUGGAACGACGUCGCGAAGGUUUUGACUUUUAAAUUAGGAGGGAAAAAAAGUUACAAAAAGACAAGGGAGGUGACUUUUUCGGAGAAACAUUACCGUUAGACAUGAAAGAGACGUUUUCCCACCUUGACGUUUAAAACAGCGGCGACGAGGACCUUUUGCCAUUAUUCUUCUCAACUUCAACCAAGAAGACGAAGCCGACAAACAAUAACAAGGAGACACCGUUGCCUUACUGACGCUGCCAUGGAUUCUGGAAAGCAAAUAACUUUCCCGUUGAUGCUGUGUGUUGGGACCGCCGUGAUUGGCUCCCUGCAGUUCGGAUACAACACGGGUGUCAUCAAUGCGCCUCAGAAGAUCAUCGAGAACUUUAUCAACGCUACAUGGGUUGCGCGUUACCAGGAGCCCAUUUCAGACAACACCCUCAAAGCCAUCUGGUCCAUCGCCGUGGCCAUCUUCUCCGUCGGCGGCAUCUUCGGCUCCUUUUCACUCGGUGUCUUUGUCAAUCGCUUUGGAAGGAGAAACGCCAUGUUCAUUGCCAACGUCCUGGCCCUGAUCUCAUCAGCCUUGAUGGGCUUCUCCAAGACGGCGUCCUCCUUCGAGAUGCUCAUCAUCGGACGCUUCGUGGUGGGCUACUACUCGGGGCUCUCCACCGGCUUAGUGCCCAUGUAUGUGGGCGAGGUGUCGCCCACGUCACUUCGCGGGGCUUUGGGGACCCUUCACCAGCUUGGUAUCGUCGUAGGCAUCCUCAUUGCACAGGUGUUCGGAUUGGAGGUCAUCAUGGGCAACAGCGAAUUCUGGCCACUCCUCUUGGGCUUCAUCUUCAUCCCGUCAGUGAUGCAGUGCAUCCUGCUGCCUUUCUGCCACGAGAGCCCGCGUUUCCUGCUCAUCAACAAAAACGAAGAAAACAAAGCCAAGACUAUCCUGAAGAAGCUGAGGGGCACCAACGACGUGAGCGGCGACAUGCAAGAGAUGAAGGAGGAGAGCCGGCAGAUGAUGCGGGAGAAGAAGGUGACCAUCCUGGAGCUGUUCCGCUCGCCGCUCUACCGCCAGCCUCUCCUCGUUGCCGUAGUGCUGCAGCUUUCCCAGCAGUUGUCGGGCAUCAACGCCGUCUUCUACUACUCCACAAGCAUCUUUGAGCAGGCCGGAGUGGCGCAGCCAGUCUACGCUACCAUUGGAGCCGGUGUCGUUAACACAGCUUUCACUGUGGUGUCGCUGUUUGUGGUGGAGCGCGCCGGUCGCAGGUCUCUCCACCUGCUGGGGCUGCUGGGAAUGGCCGGUUCUGCCCUCCUGAUGACCAUCGCCAUGGCUCUACUGGACCAGGUCAAAUGGAUGUCCUACCUCAGCAUCGUGGCCAUCUUUGCCUUCGUGGCCUUCUUUGAGAUCGGACCGGGUCCAAUCCCCUGGUUCAUCGUGGCCGAGUUGUUCUCACAAGGGCCGAGGCCUUCGGCCAUGGCCGUGGCCGGUUUCUCCAACUGGACCGCCAACUUCAUUGUGGGGAUGGGCUUCCAGUAUUUAGCUACGGCGUGCGGCCCCUACGUCUUCGUCAUCUUCAUCGUGCUGCUGCUCUUCUUCUUCAUCUUCACCUACUUCAAGGUCCCCGAGACCAAGGGCCGGACUUUUGACGAGAUCGCGUCCGGCUUCCGCCAGAGCGCCGUCACGGGCGGCGAGAAGCACGAGGAGCUCAACAGCCUGGGGGCCGACUCACAGCUCUAAAGCGGCCCCCGCGCCCAAGCGAUGGGACAAAUAUUUGAUCACAGUGAGGAGGGGAGCGGCUAGAGGUGCGGGGGAAGGGGUUUAGGGUAAGGGUCCCGGCGUAGAAUCAUUUUUACACUGCCAACACAUUUCGGUCGUCUUCACCGUGUGUGAUUCUCCUUAACGUCUUCUGCUGCCCACCCCGUACUGACACUCGUACAAACACACACACACACACAGACAGUCACACACACACCCCUCUCUUCGUGUGUCACACAAAACACUCGACGGGCAGCGUGUGGCCCGGGAGAUGUGAAUGAGGCGCGUCGGAAGGUUUUUGAUAUUUCAAAGAAGGAAAAAGACCGCCUUUUUUUCAACGAAUUUUUUUAUGGAUCUACUUCUUCACUGAGCAAAAAUACUGUAAAAUGCACUGUAGCUCCUGCAAGGCUUCCUCCUCUAGAUGGCGCACUUUUCAAUGAAAUAACCCCCCCACCGCAAUAGGUUACUUUACUAUAUCUUCGUGCUUCUUUCAAUGAUAUGUAUUUAUAUUACUUAUUGACUGUAGAUUGACAAUGUUUUACCCCUUUUUUGUAAACUUUUUUUUUUUUUUUUUUAAUUUUUUUUUAGAAAAGGUGUAUAUGCAGUUGAUAAUAUUCAUGCAGAGGAGUUCAGGGCCACACUGAAAAAAUACCUGGGGAAUAAAGUCAUAGAAUUAUGACUAUAAUAUACGGUUUUACAAGAAUAACUUCAUAAUACUAAGAUUAUGAAAUUGCAGUUUUACAAGAAAAAAAGUCUUAAUUUUGGGCCUGAGAAAGCUAUAAUAUUAUCAACAUAAAAUUCAAAAUUUAUGAGAAUCAAUGAACUUUUUCAACAAUGAAAACCUUUAUUUUUAUAUUAUAUUUGUGCUUUUAACUUAAUAAAGUUGAAAUAUUGCGAUCAGUUUAAAUUUAAAAAAAGAAAAUAUUUUACGAGAUUAUAAAAUUAUAUGUGAAAAAUGUUUAUGUAAUAUUCCAAGAAAAAAAUCCAAAUUGUACGAGAACAAUUUAAAGCUUUAACAAUCAACACAAUUGCAAUAUUAAAAGCAAAAAAAUGGAUAAAUCAAAUAUUUUUAUGAAGAUUUAAAAAAAAAAUAAGAAUAAAGUACAAAUAUUGCAGUUAGAUGAAAGCAAAUAUUUUACAUAAGUAAACGGUUAAUUUAAUUUUUUAAAAUGAUAUUAAGUGACUAUAAAUUUUUAGUCAUAAUGUAAUGCAACUAUAGAGUCAUAAACUUGACAGGAAUAGUAAUUUUUCUUGAAAAUAAAACUAAUAUUCCUGAGAACAGACAAAAUAUUGCAAGUAAAAUAAAGUUUUAAUUAGCACAAAUAUCACAAGUCAACUGCACUUGUGUUUACAUUUGUGAGCAUUUGACUUUAUUUUGGAACUUUUGUUGUGAUUUGCUUUCUCCCCCCCCCCAGCGUGUCCCCUGAUACUGCUGUGUAUGGUCACCCAUGAAUUUAAUCGUAAAUUUUUUAAGGAGGAGUUGACGAUAUGAAUGUUAUUAUACCACACUAAAAAAACUAAAAUCGUGCAGUCGUUACUCUCAGCUGCAUCCUUUUUUUUCCCGGAGAGGUUGUUUUCUGUCAGAGCCUCACAUGUCUGGGAAAGCAUUUAUUAGAGUGGAAGUGGGUAGGAAAAAAAAUGGACCAAAACUUAAAGUCAGCCCUAUUAUCUUGUCUUGGAUCAAUCCUCCUCGGCCUUGCUCUGUGUUGCAUUGUGGAAGUAUUGUUGUGGGCUGCCAUUUGUCGCAGUAGUAUUGUUGAGCUUGCUCGGCCUCGCUGUCUUCUGCUGUAAUCACUGCUCUCGUCUCUUGUUAGAGGAAACCAGUAAAAAGGUGAAAAAGAAAAUAUUUUAGCAGCACUUUAUUAUUCAUAUUUUCUUUUUUCUCGGAAACAACUAAAAUCUUUGUUAUAGAGGAGAGCGGCUGAUGGAUGACUUGAUGUCUGUUGAGAUGGGAUUCUGUCAUAUUGUUCAUAUCUCUUUUUUUGUUUUUGUUUUUUGCUGUUUAUAAAGCACUCCUAUAAGUGCACGCCAAUUGUUGACAGCGAUGGAUCAUCGAAUCAGGACUUCAAUCCAAAUCACUUGUCAUUGCGACCAUUCCAUAAGUUUUUAGCAUAAUGUCGCUGUCCACUAAAAAGGAUGGAUCUGCAACUUUUUGCAAAAACAAAUUUGGGGACAGGUCCUUGAGGCUUUUUCAUGUGUCCUUCCGUGCAGGACCUGCCCACCAAAUUUCUGCUCAGUCGGUGUAUAACUGGUUUUGGGGGCUGAUUUUCCCGGAGACGCCACUGAAUGAGUUUUGGGUAUUUUUUGCUUUUCACCAAGAUGCACACUGAAAAAAAUAUAUCUAAUUUGGAGUUAACUGUUUUUCAUUAGACAGCGACAUUAUUUUGAAUGUCUGUUUUUUUUUUUUUUUUAAAAAACAUUUUUUGUGUGCCAUCCAAUCAGUGCCUUUCAAGUGACCUUCAAGGGCACCCCAUUCUAAUAAAACGACAAGCCUUUUAAACAACUUGUAAAUAAAACACACCACAGUCACUCCCAAAAAUUUUCAAAUGAUUAAAAGGAUUUUUAUUGUUAGAUUGUUACUGCAAAGAGGACUGUAACCUUUUUUAAAAAAAUGCAUUUUAGCCUCCACACACUGUUAUUCAAUCAUCAGAUGUUACAUGUUGAAGGAGUGGGGGGUGGGGUGGGUGUUCUCGUUUUAGGGCACAAAAAAAAACAUUGUAGUGUUUUUUAAUAAUUAAAAAAAAAAUGUGUGUGUUGUUUUGGAGAAUGCGAACCUCAUUUGUGUUGAGGAAAAUGUUACGAACGGAUGUUGUCCUGAUUGUCAAAAUUGGCUGAAUAAAAGAAAUGAUGCACACGGAAACACUGCGUGUGUGUGUGUGUGAUGUCAACCAUAGAACUGGAAAUUAAUUUUUGUAACAUAGGAAAUUGAAACGCAUCUCUAUGAAACUACAAAGGUAAUGCAAGUGGAAACAGUCCAAAGAUGUGUCCAAAGUACAAUAUAAAACUGGUAACAAAGCACUACUGAAAAGUAGGGAAAAUAGUAAUUAUGAACAAAAGAAAAGACUAAUAAGCGUAAAGCUCGACUAACAGAUUAACCGUCAACAAGCAGCAACAAAACAAGGCGCAAGGAGGAAUACCAGGAAAAUGUCAGACUAGAUGGGGAGGGGAAAAAAAAGCAAAAUACAUCAAACUAGAAGCGGUAUCCAAAAAGGGAGCAAUAAAGAAUGCAGCACAGCAAACGGCAAAGACAAAGCAACAAUCUGGUGUCUUCCUGGUGUGGCCGCAGAGUUGAUUACGAUAGCUCAACUCCUCAAUGGAAAAAAAAAAAAAAAAAACAGCAAA